AUGGAUCCAUCGACCAAAUGGUCCACAAGACGGUGGCGAAGGGUCGGCUGGCCGGUCGGGGCUUUGGGCUCGGCCAUGAUGGCUACUCUUGUCUUUCUUAUCAACCUGACUAUCUUGAUAUGGAUCUCAUCGACACUGAAGUUCGAACGGGGAGUUGCUCAAGUAUUCACUGGUGACUGUCGUCAAGCAGAGCAGAUCAAUACGUGGGCCCAUUUUGGUAUUAAUGUUGUAAGCACUCUGCUCUUGGGUGGGAGCAAUUACUGCAUGCAGAUCCUCUCGGCGCCUACCCGGAAAGAAAUUGACACAGCUCAUGCGAAAAAGAAGUGGCUCGAUAUUGGCGUCUCAAGUGUACGAAACCUCAGGAAUGUUUCGACACGGAAGGUAGUGAUGUGGUGGUGGCUGGGUCUGAGUUCCCUGCCCUUACAUCUCCUAUAUAACUCGGUUGUCUUCGCGUCGCUCUCAACAAACGAGUACGAUAUAGUCCUUGCAAGCGAAGCAUUUUUAAACGGUGGAUCUCUAUCUGCCUACCACGAGGCAUGGAUUCCGGAGCUCAAGGACAUCCAAAAUCGAGCAAGAUACUGGGAUCACCUUGAACCAGCUGAAUGCAUUAAUGCGUACACCGCCAAAUAUCUUAAUACUAGAAGGAACCUAGUGGUUGUGGUCACGGACAGCAGAAGCAGCAAGAACACCUCAGUCCAACAGAUUUUGCAUCAGUCUUUCCAUGAUUCGCUCGAGGUCAGAGCCCAUGCUGGGAGCCGGAACUUCCCCGAGUGGAAUAUCAAUUACUGCCUGAGCGAGCAAGUUGCUGGGAAGUGCCGCGUGAAUUUUAUUUUAUCCAUCAUGAUCGUUGUGAUGAUAUGCAACGCGGGGAAAGCUCUAGUCAUGUUCCACAUUGCCUUCUGUCUCAAAGAUAGUUCUUUAAUCACGAUUGGGGAUGCCGUUGAUUCAUUCUCAAACAACCGCGAUCAGACAACCAGGGAGAUGUGCUUGAGCAGCAAGGAGAGCAUCAGGGCUGGCGAAAGUCAAGGAUGUGAAUCCAAAAUAGCCAGCUAUUAUGAGGCCGCCAUCACUGGCUACGACGCAGUCACGGGCAUCCAGGUACAGAAGGUGGGAUUUUCAAGAACCUGGAAAGCAGGCCCGGUCAAGUACGAACCAAGGGUGAAAGGAUGGUUCAGUGCUGUCAGUCGUGGGAGAGGUGUUGCAUGCCUCGUUUUGUUCUUUUGCUGCAUGGUCACAGUCAUCAUCUGCCUGAUAUUCAGCAUUAAGGCGACAGAUUCCAACUACGGCCUCAAUAGAACAGCUCUUGACUAUAUCCAUCUUGGCAUCGGCGCUGUGACUCCAACUACCGUGAUCACCGGAUGGGACAUAACCUCCAUCGUCGGAAACGCCGUCAUAGCCAGCGUCCUGAUCGCCAACAUCCCGCAAUCCAUCCUGUCAUUGCUCUACUUCCUCUUCAAUGGCGUCUUCACCAGCAUGCUGCUCACGGACGAAUGGUCCGACUACGCUCACAAACGCAAACCCCUGCGCGUCUCGGAUCCCAAACCAGGCCAGCGAUCCACCUACUUCCUCCAGCUGCCCUAUCGCUAUGCUGUACCCUUCCUCAUCCUCUCCGGCAUUCUUCACUGGUCCGUCAGCCAGUCAAUCUUCCUUGCUCAGGUUGCGUCGUACUCGAAAACAGGUGAACUAAUCGACCCCGCUGCGGUAUCAACCUGUGGCUACUCGCCAUUCGGAAUCGCACUAACCUUGAUCGGCGGAACCUGCUUAGCGCUGUCCACAGUCAUCUUGAGUGCCCGCCGCCAUAAGCCUGGGAUCCCGCUGGCGGGGAGCUGCAGUGCGGCGAUAUCGGCUGCUUGUCAUGGGGGCGAGGAUGUUGACACGACGGCACCGCUGCAGUGGGGUGUUACUUCGCCAAAAGGAGAGAAGGUUGGUCAUUGCGCGUUUUCGGAUAAGGAUGUGAGAAGGGCAAGAGCAGGGAAGCUGUAUGCUGGGGUGGUGAAGACGGAUUGA
Endocarpon pusillum Z07020 is the source of this 2007-nucleotide messenger RNA. RefSeq lists its product as uncharacterized. The coding region runs from base 1 to 2007 and encodes 668 amino acids. The record is from RefSeq and is a predicted model, not a curated record. Lineage: Eukaryota; Fungi; Ascomycota; Eurotiomycetes; Verrucariales; Verrucariaceae. The transcript is spliced from 2 exons.